Molecule: messenger RNA, 3959 nt
Organism: Hypoxylon fragiforme
Lineage: Eukaryota; Fungi; Ascomycota; Sordariomycetes; Xylariales; Hypoxylaceae
Product: P-loop containing nucleoside triphosphate hydrolase protein
Exons: 4
Coding region: 1-3591 (1196 amino acids)
Molecular function (GO): nucleic acid binding; ATP binding; RNA helicase activity
Source: RefSeq, a predicted model, not a curated record
AUGGCUCGGCUCAGAGACUCACGCUCACCAACUCCAACAGGAAGUCAGCAAUCUUCAAGAAGACACCGCAAAGAUGAUGACAGAAGAGAUCGAGAUCGAUAUCGGGAACGCGACCGUCGAGACCCUGGCCUAGAUGCAAGACGUCGGAGUCGCUCUCGGAGCCCACAUGAUCGUCGAAAUCGGGAUCGAGACAGAGACCGAGAUAGAGACCCAGACUUUCGCCGACGUAACCGUUCCACCGAUCGCCGAGAUGAUGAUUACUAUCGAGGCCCAAGGGAUCGUAGGCGAUCGCGUGAUCGCUUCUUAGAAAGGGAUGGAGAUCGCCCCUCUGACCUUCGCCGGCGUAGGAGUCGUGACCGUGACAAUGACAAGGGUCAUCGAAAUAGGCGAGACGAUUCCCGUGACCGACUAAGAGGACGACGCGAAGGUACUACUGACUCUCAUCCACGCAGUAGGCGAGGUGACAGCCGUGAGCAAGGCCCAGCACCCAGCGAGACGUCUAAGACGUCCAAAACGAAGGCAUCUGAUACAGAAUCAAAAUCGAAGCCAGCGGCUGCCCCGCCUGACGCCGACAAGAAAGCCGAGCGGCUUGCCAAAUUAGCAGCAUGGAAAAAGAAACAGGAGAAGAAGGAGAAGCAGAAGGAGCCGACCCCGGGUGCCACGCGCAAGCUCCUUGCUGAAAUGGACCAGAAGGCUAAUGCAGAGCCAACCAAUCCGAUACCAACCCCAGCAUCACCUGCAGACCUACCCGCUCCUUCACCAGCAGCUCCCUAUGCUGGAAAAUUCGACCCUAAGGCUAUAGCUAAGAAGUCUGCUCCUAAGACACACUCCCCUAGUACCGCCCCCAAGUUGGGUGUCAUUGCCGGCCCACCGUCCGCAGCCGUAGCUUCGGCGACAAAAGCCCCAAGUGUAUCCGCUCUUCCACAGAGUAGAGCCAAGACGAGUGGUUUUGGCUUCCACAAGCAAAAUGCAGAAGCGGAAAGGUUAUCGCAGAAGCGGAAACUGAUGCUCGACGAGGAAGAAACAUCUGACAGAAAACUUGCUAAGCUGCCCUCCCUUCCCCUUGGCGAUGUCGAUGAUACACCCUAUGAAAACCAGGAAGAAGAAGACGAUGAAGAUACAGUUCCUUUCGCUGGAGAUGAGGCGGAAGAGGCUGCCGCGGCUCGAGCAGCCCAAGAGAGACGAGAAGAGCGUAUUGCGCAAGAGAAUGCUCAACAAGCAGCAGAAAUGCAAGUGGAUCAACCUGAAGAGGACAAAGUCUCAGAGACAAUCGGUAUUGCUCAGAACAACCAGCUAAACGAGGCUAUGGAGGUCGACGAGGACGAUGUUGACCCUCUAGAUGCUUUCAUGAAUGAUCUUGAAACGAAGCCGGUGGCGGAUAAACGUCCUAAAGCAAAUGCUAACCAGAGUAAAGAUUCACAAGAACCUGAAGCGUACUUUAGUGAUGACGAGUUCGACUAUCGGAAAGAGAACGUGGACCCUGAUUCAUUCUUAGCUAUCGCAGCAAAAGCCCGCAAGAAGAAAGACAUUCCGUCCGUUGACUAUAGCAAGAUUGACUUGGAACCCGUUCGGAAGAACUUCUGGGUUGAACCGGCCGAGCUAUCAGAAAUGACCGAUGCUGAAUUAACAGAUCUCCGUAUCGAACUAGAUGGAAUCAAGGUAUCCGGUAAGGAUGUGCCGAAGCCAGUUCAGAAGUGGUCUCAAUGUGCCUUGUCCCGCAAAACUCUUGACAUCGUUGAUAGUUUGGGAUUUGAAAAGCCUACGCCGAUUCAAAUGCAAGCGUUUCCUGCCAUCAUGUCUGGACGAGAUGUCAUUGGUGUUGCAAAAACUGGCUCGGGAAAGACACUUGCCUUCCUACUACCUAUGUUCAGGCACAUCAAAGAUCAACGGCCACUAAGGGAGAACGAAGGUCCCAUCAGCUUAAUUAUGACUCCUACGCGUGAGUUGGCUACCCAAAUACACCGAGACUGCAAGCCGUUCUUGAAGUCGAUGAACCUUCGGGCGGUUUGUGCUUAUGGCGGUGCGCCUAUCAAGGAUCACAUCGCGGAGUUGAAGAGAGGUGCGGAAAUCGUCGUCUGCACUCCAGGUCGCAUGAUCGAUCUACUAGCAGCUAACCAAGGCCGCGUAACAAACUUGAAAAGGGUCAGCUAUGUUGUCCUCGACGAAGCAGACAGAAUGUUCGAUAUGGGUUUCGAGCCGCAGGUGAUGAAAAUCUUUGCGAACAUGCGACCGGAUCGUCAAACCAUUCUUUUCUCGGCCACCAUGCCACGUAUCAUGGACGCCCUUGCUAAGAAAGUCUUGAACAGUCCCGUAGAGAUCACUGUCGGUGGUAGGAGCGUUGUUGCCCCCGAGAUUACCCAAGUUGUAGAGAUUCGAGAAGAGAAUGCCAAGUUUAUUCGCCUGCUCGAGCUACUGGGUGAGCUCUAUGACAAGGACGAGGAUGCUCGAACUCUUGUGUUUGUGGAGCGACAGGAAAAGGCGGAUGAUUUGCUAAAGGAAUUAUUGCGGAAAGGCUACCCCUGCAUGUCAAUUCACGGUGGAAAGGACCAGAUUGACAGAGAUUCUACAAUUGAGGACUUUAAGCACGGUGUCAUCCCCAUUCUAAUCGCUACGUCUGUGGCUGCUCGUGGCCUCGAUGUGAAACAGCUGAAGCUGGUUGUCAACUACGAUGCUCCAAACCAUCUUGAAGAUUACGUGCAUCGUGCUGGUCGUACCGGACGUGCUGGCAACAAGGGAACGGCGGUUACUUUUGUAACAGGGGAGCAGGAGAACUGUGCCCCCGGAAUUGCCAGAGCCCUCGAACAAAGUGGACAGCCAGUACCGCCACAGUUAGAAGAUAUGCGUAAAGCCUUCAGAGAUAAGGUUAAGUCCGGAAAGGCCAAAGACCAAUCGGGCUUUGGCGGCAAAGGACUCGAGCGCCUUGAUCAGGAACGAGAAGCCGCCCGGGUGAGAGAACGAAAGACCCACAGGACAGAAGGCGAUGAAGAGGAGGAGAAGAAGGAGGAGAAGGGUGGCGAGGAGAAGAAGGGCGAUAAAGCUUUGUCGGCCAUACAAACUGCGGCUUCGGGAAUAAUAUCUCGUGACACCGCUACUGCUCCCAAAGUUGACCUGGAACCGAAAUUUACUAUUCAUAAAAGGGAGGAGGCGGCGCCAUCCUCAAGCGGCAACAACCCCUUGGACAAGGUCUCUUCUGCGAUUAAUGCGAUCAAUGCUCGUCUGGGUCGCGCUGGUCAGUUGAGACCAGGGCAGCCGAUUGAUAAUAAGGGCCCAGAUGCGGGUGCAUUCCACGCAACUCUCGAAAUCAAUGAUUUCCCUCAGAAGGCUCGCUGGGCUGUCACGAAUCGGACCAAUGUGGCUAAAAUUCUGGAAGCUACCGGUACGUCUAUCACCAACAAGGGUACCUUUUAUCCACUCGGAAAGGAGGUGCCGCCUGGUGCCGAACCCAAGCUUUACGUGUUGGUAGAGGGAGAUACUGAGAUGAUGGUGGCUAAUGCCAUGUCUGAACUCACUCGUUUACUCAAGGAAGGUACAUUAGCGGCUGCGGAUGCGGAUAGCAGGGCCCCCAUCGGUGGCAGAUACACAGUCACUUAGAAAAGAAGGAAGCUUGUGUAGGAAACAAGCAUGGAAUGUAAAUCAAAUAUCCUGGGCAAGGCUUUAUGGACAGGUGUUUUUCUAAGUACAUGAAUGAUAUCGGCGUUGAGCAAAGGCGCAUGAAGAGAGCCGGACAGACAAACCAUACGCAGAUGAGAACAGAACAAGGGAAUGCUGAAGCAGGUAUAAUACAACAGUUAGGGGACACGAUUUCGAUGAUCGGGCCAAUAUUAGUUAGCUCCAUCUAUGAAGAUCCCAUUGCUCUUCGUUUCCCGCAUCCUGGGCUUGGUCUUACAUUAGAUUACUGGAUCUGAUCUGAUUCUAGUUGUGACUUCUCGCCGCUGCCGCCUCGUCGGCGUCUCGUUGUC